Messenger RNA from Malania oleifera, 1718 nucleotides. RefSeq lists its product as uncharacterized. Bases 500 to 1345 code for a protein of 281 amino acids. Lineage: Eukaryota; Viridiplantae; Streptophyta; Magnoliopsida; Santalales; Ximeniaceae. Gene Ontology annotation, molecular function: RNA binding. The transcript has 6 exons. The record is from RefSeq and is a predicted model, not a curated record.
AAGUGCCCGUAGUCUCGCAGCUGUCAUUCCAUAAUAUACAAGUCCACCCUCUCCUCCUCAUCGCCAGCAAAUAAGCGUUUGCAGCUGUCAGAUCUCUUCCCCCUCUCUCUCCAUCUCUGCCACUACUUUAAUAUAAAAUAAAUCAAAAACAAAAUAAAAACUACUCAUCCCCCUUGUUAAUUUAACAAUUAAUCAACAACCCAUCCCUCUCUGUUUCAAUUCAAUGAAACUCCUCAAAUUACCAACAACAACAACAUCAUCAUCAUCUUCAUCGUCAUCACCGAACUAUCUCCUAUCUUUUUCUCUGCCUCGCGAACUAGCUUGCUGCCUCUCAAUGAUUCUUCUGCUGCUGGAGCGAUGGAACUACAGGCAAAUAUAGAUCUGCAGCUACCGCAAAAUCAUAUCGUCGAGCAGCUGGUGUGGAUGGAUAGGGAAGAACCAUAGCCAGUAGUACUGGAAGAGUUGAUGAUUUAGAUUAAUUGACGCACGCACGCAUGCCAUGGCAUACCCGCUUUACCGAUCGCAGUUCGGCGACACAACGUUCACCAAAGUGUUCGUCGGGGGCCUGGCUUGGGAAACUGAGACCCCUGUAAUGAGAAGAUAUUUCGAGCAGUUUGGAGACAUUCUUGAAGCUGUUAUUAUCACCGAUAAGAACACCGGAAAAUCAAAAGGAUACGGAUUUGUGACAUUUCGUGAGCCGGAAUCGGCGAGAAGGGCCUGCGCCAAUCCGAACCCAGUGAUCGACGGAAGAACAGCCAAUUGUAACAUUGCUUCAUUGGGACGGCCACGGCCUUCGCCACCCCGAGGAAGAAAUCAGGGAGGGAGUCACUUCCAGCGAGGGGCACCACCGGGAGCAGCGCCAUCUUACGGCGCAGUCACAGCACCGUUCCCUCCAUUGCCGCCGUCACUGCCGCCGCCUCCUCCUCCUCCUCCUCCUCCUCCGAUCAUUUAUCCAUCUUACGGAUAUGCAACCUGCACACCUGACUAUUGGUACCAGCAGAUGCCCUACAACUCCCAACCUCAGCAACCACAAUACUAUCAUCAAUUGUACGGAGCAUCCUCUUCUGGAGGGGGCUCUCCAUAUUUUUAUGGAUACUCGUAUUCUUUCCAAGCUCCUAGGGGCACAGCCGGUACGCUCCACGGAGAUCGCACUGGAGCACGGUCUGUCCUUUACUAUCCUCCGCAAGUCCAGGGGACAUCUGCCUAUCCUCCUCAAUAUCCAGCGCCACGACAACUAACCAGACACCCGCUUCCUCAUUCUACAGAUUCACAAACUCCACCGCAUACCUCUACAGAAACAGAAGCAGCUGGGGUACCUACUUCAGAAAGUCCCAACAGUACCUAGAGCAUCUUAUCAAAGCAGAAUCAAGCGGUGCUCAUAAUGUCUCGAUCAAUUAUAUACAAUCUUGAGGGCUUCCUCAUAUGCUCUUCAUGAUCUUCUCUCUCCAUGUCUUUGUAGUUUCCUGAGAAUACAGCCUUGAAGAGACUACACUUGUCAUCCCAUCAGCUAUAUAUGGCAGGCAAAGAUGGACUAAUCAACAAAUUUAUGUUGAUCUUUUCUUCUUUUGUUUUUUUAAAGGCAAAGAUGGACUAAUCGACAAAUUUAUGCUGAUAUUUUCUUCUGCUUCUUCUUCUUUUUUUCUUUUUAUUUUUUUUACCCCAAAAGGACUGAAAUUCAUCCGUUAUUUUUUCAUUAUUUGAUCUACUCAUUCUAUGCA